Messenger RNA from Onychostoma macrolepis, 6958 nucleotides. Its product is annotated as zinc finger and SCAN domain-containing protein 32. NCBI's taxonomy places the organism in Eukaryota, Metazoa, Chordata, Actinopteri, Cypriniformes, Cyprinidae. The record is from RefSeq and is a predicted model, not a curated record. Gene Ontology annotation, biological process: regulation of transcription by RNA polymerase II. Gene Ontology annotation, molecular function: DNA-binding transcription factor activity, RNA polymerase II-specific; RNA polymerase II cis-regulatory region sequence-specific DNA binding. The transcript has 2 exons. Bases 4068 to 5492 code for a protein of 474 amino acids.
GUCAGUCAGAGCGGGCGGGGAACUGCUGGAACCCUCCGCAGUCACGAUCAGGAAGAAAGCCUAAGCUCUGGCCCCUCCCAGCCUGAAAGGCGAGGAUGGAUGUCCGGGGACAAGGGUGGGCGAACACAAGGGUGUAUUUCUGGAACUGCAAGGGAAACCUGCAGCUCGCUGAGUGGGGUUUCGGUUCUGCAAUUGGGCUUCCCUAACCCCACUCCCACACUCCUUAGACGGAGGAGAGCAAUAAGUCGCCGGUUCAAAAGAUCCGUGCUUUCUGAAAGGGGUUCAAGCACUGGAGCGUAGUCAUGCAUGAGAUUGUGAGUGAAAGGGAAAAGAAAGCGAAAUAAUUUGGCAGCGUGAUGCAAGCUUGCAUUGAGUCGUGUUUCCGGUCGCGGAAUCUCUGAUGUUAGCUCUCCCAAUCCCUUUUUUCGGUUUCUCAUUGUUGCUAUGGUUUGAGGAAGAUGAGCCUUCAUCCAGUGCCGUUGGGGGUUUGUAAUAUGGGACAUGCUGCAGAAAUGUGAUGUGGAGGGCGUAUGAUUCCUCUGCCUCUUGAAAACCUACCAGACAUUCUUGAAAGUACUCCAAAGCCUCUCUUUUCAGAAUGUCUUCAUGCAUUUCAAGCCCAUAAGCUUGAACCUAAGCUUUGCAAUGUAAACAAGUUGUUUUAUCUUAAUAUUUUACACAAAUCUUUGUUGCUCCGUUUUAGUGCUCUGUUUUUGUACUGUAAGAUAUUGCAUUAUUUUCCAACUUUCUCUUUGCAGUGCUGCUUCUUCCCUCAGCUCAAUCAUUGCCUUGGGAAUUAGUCAAAUUAUGUGUGGAUACGAUUAUGCCAUUUGAUAAUGGUGUUGUUGAGCUUUCUAAAAUGCUGCUAUGAACAGAUGGAUCAUGAGCAUGAAAGAAAAUGAGUGAAGACAUAGAGACACAACAUUCAUUUCACAUGCAUUGCACUGGCAGGAGCUUAUACUGACAAACCAAUAUUAUCUAUAGACAUCUAUUUUGUCAUCUGAUUCUAUUCAAAGCCCGAAUGGGCUUGAGAUAUCUGUAGAUAUUGCAGUGCAAGCUCAGAUCAUCUGACGUUUCCUUUCAAACAAACUUUUAAGAAAAUACUGACAGAUCGAUGGUCUCAUUACACUUUUACCUUCAUUGCAUUUCUUUGGUAUAAUAAUCUUGGUAAGUGCAGGAAUUACAUAAAUCCAUUACUGAGCUCCGUGGCAUUUUGCAGAGGCGAGAGGUGAGCGCUACUCGGCAGUUAUCACAACAGCGUCUCAGUGUUAUGAACUCUUUAAGAGGAGAGCUUUUUAAUAGGUUUAGGUCAACUGGGAGAGACCACUGGAGAGGGGGAUAUUAGGGGCUCGAAUAGGGGAAAGUAGCGUAAUGCGAACAGUUACCUCCAGAAAAUGUCAAACUCGUUGUUAAGUGCGAUUUUGUAUCAUCAUAAUAAGAGGAAUAUUUCGUGCACCACCAAAGCCAAUUCCAUCGUGCAUAUGGCCGCUUCUUUGUCAUCGUGCAUAUGUAUUUAUGGAAACCUCGCCUAAAUGGGUUACAUGGCCAAUCUUUUUACUCAAGGCUGUUCCAAAAUAAAUGAAAAAUACUGCAACUGCCAAUAUUUUUCAACUAUUCUAUGCACAUGCUGUUCGGAAAAAGAAAAAAAACAUACAAUAAAAUAAAAAAUACAUAAAUAGAUUUGGUGAACAAAGGAUACUUGAGUAGGCAUGUGCUAAAUGAGUGCCUCGCUUUUUUUCAGCCCACUGCUCAACAUAUUCUUCCUCGUCUCUUUUUGUCCUCCAUUGGUGCUCCAGUGGCCUGUCCAAAGUAAUAUUGCACAAGAGUGGCAGUCACAGCUAUUACUUCUCAGUUGGAUGGGGCAAACCACAGUUCUCAAGUGAUUUUAAAGCCACCUGAACUUCUCAAAGUUUCCACCUACCUAUUACAGGACAAGUGGACAUCAUUGUCCCCAGUGGGUCUUUAACAGGGGUUUUGCAAACCAUGCCAUAAAAUACUGCUUAAGCUUGAGGCUGUGUUUUGGAACAUGAUAGCUCUGAUCAUUAGCUGGCAGACCAGCUUGAACCACAGUUCAAGAUGUUUUUUGAGCAUGCUGGCUGGUCAGUGAGCUUCUAUGUUCCAAGGCACAGUUUCCAGAUUAAACUGGAUUUUGCAACAGGGAAUUGUAGUUGUAGAGAGUAAAGCCACCAGUGUAGGAGUAUCCAUGUGCUACUGUUGUAAUUUUUAGAACAUUUGGCUAAGAAGCUGCAAAACAUAACUUUAAUUUUAUUCAUCUAAAAUCUAGGCUACUUUUUGUUCUUGUGAAAUGCCUUCUUAGAAAAGCUGCUUUUUAAUAUUGUUCAAUAACUUAUUCAAAUAUUUCUAUAACUUCUUGUUGAAGAGGCAUAAUCCUAGAAAUUGACCUAGAUUUGACAGCAGUACAUGGGUCAAUGACAAAUAAAGAUGUCCAAAAUCAAAAGAUAAAUUUUAGCUUAUAGAGCUGUUCCAUAAAAAGUUCAAAAUCUCAUUUUAUUUUAUUUUGUAAAGUGUAGUGACCUUCACACAGCCUUUUUAAAUUGUGGGCUAACUUUUGCACUUUACUGUAACCUACAAAAAAAUAGAAAAUGACUUUUCAUUCAGAAAUUGAAAACAUUAUCAUGAAGAGGUCUUUAAGUAUUUGAAUGAGUUGUUUAAUGUAUUUUUACAACAACAACAAAAAAAAAAAAAAAAAAAAGGAAAGAAGGAAACCCUUUUCAGUUCGACGGUUACAUUAGGCCAACAGCAAGAAUGUCACCGAUAUAGCAACGUACACAGACAGACUGCAGGCCUUGAACUAUAAUUGUAGAAUGGAGUAGCCUGCUAUUUCAAGUGGCGCUCUCCAUGGUGCUGGACAACAGAGGACUUUUACCGCCAGCUCUGCGCGACAGGAUAGCAGAGCGUCUCAACUAUCUACUUGUUUGAGGAAAAUAUUCACAUUUGUCUCCGGGCCGUUUUACUUAAUGUUGUACAUUAUAAUUCGUUUUGUUUUCUAUCUAUUUGAUGAUGUUCUAUGAAGUGUGUUUUAUCUGUAUCAAAGUAUAUCUAGACUACAAGCAGCCGAGCUUAUGUUCUGGAAAAUGUGAUUUUUUUUGGACUGCAAUUACUUUACAGCCUGGUCAUUGUAAUGACAAAACUUUAAUGAGGUGAAAAAGUUAAUAAGGUGAUACUAUAACUUUAGCUCAAAAAACAAGGGGGAUAUUAAUUAGAGUUGCUUUCCACGUUUUAUGCUACAUGCUGCAGAGUAAUGCAUUGCCUUUGUACCACAUCAGUUAUUAGCAUGUCCAAACAAACGCACACAGUCAGUUAAUUGUUAGGCAAAUAUUUCUUAUGUCGCAAUGAACAACAGCAUGUUGUCAAAGUUUGUUAAAUAUCUUGUUGUAAAUUAGUUCAGUUUUACAAGACGUUCAUAAAACGAAAUGAAAGCAAACAGGCUGCAAUUCGAUGUCGAAUUUUUAGAGGUUGAUUUGACGGCGUCUGAAUAUAAAAAGGAUUUUUUCAUUUAACACUUUCCGUUCAUUUUCGUUAGGGGCGCGUUCAGAUGUCUACGAAAAUGUAGCCUAAUGCAUAGUGCUUUAGUUUUAAUUAGCUAAGAAAUUCAUAGCUUAAGCCUUGCUCUCCGUCGUUCCCGUACACUUAACGACAGCCCUGUUGAAGCGUCAGAACCGUAACUCUCCUUUUUUGGGGAAGCCCGUCAUAUCCUCUGUCCAUAUAUGGUCACGAAGAUGACACGCAGCGGGGAAUCCUCUCACUGGAGACAAUGAAUGGGGAGGAGGGCUGAUCGGUGAGACGGAGUGUAUAAAAGCCGAGCGAAGGGAAGCCGUUGGUGUGAGAAUCAACAGAUCUACACAUCUACAGAUAGCUGGAGAGCUAUAUUACCUUGACGCAGAUCUCAAAAAGGGGGAAUUCCAAAGUAUUUACAUUUCUUUUUUGGACGAACGCCUUCACGGACUUAAUUGUCGGAUCGGUUUUUGCUCUUUCUUGUGUUUGCAAUACCCCCUUAUCAAUAACCUGCUCGGACUAACAGCCAUUGGAAAGCCAUUCACGGAAAGAUGCUUAACAACAUGGAUUUGAACUCUCAAGAUUCUUUUUACUCCCAGUUUGAAAACUGUAACAGUUCUGCGAUAGGGAUGGAAACUCACGGCUCCAAAGACAGCCAGAAUGUUUUCAUGGAUUCUGGAAGGACAGCACCUGCCCAGUUUGCACACGGGGCGCCUAUUACCCCCAAAACGGAGCCCACGAGUACAGAUCAGUAUAACUCUUGUCAGGGUCCGAAAGAAAGCUACGCAACCUCCCUAGCUUACUCAGGCAGCUUCUAUGUGGAAACAUCUCAAGGAACACCUUGCAGCACAGAAACACUGCUCAACAUGAUCACCGAAAUCGUUGGCAUCUCAACUACCCCUGUGUCGGAUGCGCAUCAGUGUGCAGACGGAACGAUGAACGCGAGCCGUAGCAGCUUCGGCGACGAGGGGGUCCAGACGCAGGCCACCACCUGCACCACCACCCCUCCGCUGUAUUCCCCGGGACAGCCAGGCCACAGCUACCCGGACUCCCAGACCGCCACGCAGGCCCAAGACUCGGCUGCGUCGCAUUUAAACUUUGCCUCCUCAGCGCAAGACGCGGAGCCGCUGUCUGAGAGCGCGACGUUCCCGGUGGUCAUCAAAAAUGAAUUCGAGAGCAGCUGCUACGAGUGGGGGACCUUCAAUAAGUCGUACUUGGAUGCAGGCUUCCAGUCAGAGCCGUUCUCCAUGUCGAAUAGUUUUCAAGCUGAUCAACAACAGGUGGACGUGAAAGAACUUUUGGACUCUUAUUCUCCCAUUUGCACAAACCCAGAGACUGAAUUCAAAGUGGAGAGUACCCUUAAACAGGAGCAGUGCUUUGGAGAUACUUGCACACAGGGCUUCAGUGCUCCCAUGUUUAACUACUCCACUCCAGUUAUGGAUAUCCCACCCACCAGUCUUUUAAAACCGACCAUUUUUCCAAAUAUUGAACUUCAGUCGAGUUGCGACACAACCUACUCGACUUCCACAAUAGACUCGGUACUGUAUUCAUCAUUAUUGCCGGAGUCUUUCAGUCAAACUUACACACGGGCUCAGAAGCCUAGUCGUGUAAGAAAGAGCCCCGCUUCCUCUACCGGACCGGCCAAGGAGAAACCCUUCACGUGUCCGAUGGAGACCUGCGACCGGCGCUUCUCACGGUCGGAUGAGCUCAACAGGCACAUCCGCAUUCACACGGGACACAAACCUUUCCAAUGCCGCAUCUGUUUGCGGAGCUUCAGCAGAAGCGACCAUCUGACCACGCACACCCGCACUCACACCGGCGAGAAACCCUUUUCUUGCGACGUGUGCGGCAAACGCUUUGCCAGGAGCGACGAAAGGAAACGGCACGGUCGGGUGCAUCUCAAACAGAAAGAAAAGAUGGAGUUGAAGCCACAAGUAGUCAACGCGUGGCCGUUCACUCUGCCCGAGGCCAUUUAAGCGACAAUUGUGGAAGGCGUAAUGAGCGCUCGUUGUGCGUGAUGUCAAAUCUUACCGUCUUGGAAGAUUCAAGCUUAUUAAAACAGUUGCUUAGGCUACAGAUUACAACUCCAAAGCUCAAGUGAACGUCGUGGCAACUGAUUCAAGCGACCCGCAUGAGCGUAAAGGUCCACUGAGGUGACGGAUCCCUUUUUCGCGAAAUAGGGAAUAGAUAGAAUUUUAAAACUGGACCUCCCACAUUGAACUUUGCGUGCAGCUUGAGGUGUGUGCAGCAAGCGCAUAAACUUAAAACGAGUGUUUUUUUUUUGUUUGUUUUUUUAUAUAUAUAUAAGUUGUCCUCGACCAUUAUAUUUCUUAAUCGAGGAGCGUGUUUUGCAGAACACAUGAACUGCAGUUCAGCACUUUCACUAUGGAACAGCUCCAACCUCGACCUUGCAUUGUAAUGCGGCAGUAAAACGCACAGCUGGAAUGUAUUGCACUUAUCUCCACUUUCGAACUUAAAAAUGGUUUUAAUUCGUGCUUUUUGGUCUUUUCUAUUCUAACGCUGUCACCUGUUUAAGAAUUCUUUAAAAAUGCAUGUAAAUGUUUACGUGAUAUUAAUAAUCACUGAUAGAUGCUUCAUAGCACAAGUCAGAUUUACCUCGUUUUACAACAUGGUGGCAUUAUUGAUUCAUUUGUGCCAAGGUUUUUACAACGUAUUUUCCCCUUUAUAUCUGUUUCAUUUUGUUGCUAUGCUCUAUCGAUUAGUAAUUGUGUUGUACAAUUAAACAAUCCAGUUCUACUGUUGUCAAAUUUACACAGCGAGUGGGAAGAAAUAAAUACAUUUAUAUGCCAAUGAUCAUUUGUAUUUUUCUAACAAGUGCUACUUUUUACAUUUUAUUUUGAACUGAAAGACUAUUUAUAUCUUUAUUUUCAAUGUGUCCCUUGCGUUAUGGAAAACACAGGGCAUGCAUAAGAUGUCUUGAAUUUCUUCAGUCCAUAAUGUAUUGAAUGUAUUAAGCCAUUUUUAAUACCAUUGUCUGCCCUAGGUAUCUGCUAUUCGAUAACAGGUACUCUCGUUUUUUUACCAGACCACAAUUGUGUGUUAUUGUGUGACCAUGUGACCCUAAUUCAUGAAAUAUGAAUUAUCCAGUUCACAUGGCUCCUAUAUUUUGUGAUGUGUUGAGAAAAAAGUAGAAUAGCACAGGGUUCCACACUGCUGUUGAGUGAUUAGAAAGCAUACGUUGCUGCAGUUUUCAAUAGUUCUUUCACAUGAUGCUAGAACAGUUUCAACAUGCCUUUCAGUCUAAAAGCUUUUGUAUUGUACUAGCUGAAUUAUUCAAUAGAGAUAAUGGGGAAAAUGUAGAAAAUGUGAACUUGCCUUAAGUUAUAAUAAUUAUACUACAGAAAUGACUUUGUACAUAUCAAGACCGUUUAUACGCAAUACUUUGGAUGAACAUUGAUGUUUGUUAUUUUUAUGACGAAUA